Molecule: messenger RNA, 2175 nt
Organism: Engraulis encrasicolus (European anchovy)
Lineage: Eukaryota; Metazoa; Chordata; Actinopteri; Clupeiformes; Engraulidae
Gene: supt3h
Product: SPT3 homolog, SAGA and STAGA complex component
Exons: 12
Coding region: 343-1491 (382 amino acids)
Biological process (GO): transcription by RNA polymerase II
Molecular function (GO): transcription coactivator activity; protein heterodimerization activity
Source: RefSeq, a predicted model, not a curated record
UGUGUAACUCGUGAUAUUGCUGACUAUUAUUGACCGUCAUCUUAAAAUUGCCGCGCAAUUCGGCUAUCCAAAGAAAUCUCUUUAGAUGGCGCUCGUCAUUUUUUCACUUUCAGUUGCGUGUUUCAAUGUGCGCCUCAAAACUACAAAAAUGUGCGUUUGUGAACCAUAGUUGACUUGUUAUAUAACUCCUAUAAACUACAACACCCACACUCCACCGCUGUAAGCAGUAGCCUACGAUGACGCUGAAAAACGUCGACGAAGAAGAACUGUUUACAUGCGAGCGAGGGGCAUGCGGAGGACCAAAACCUGAUAGAGCAUUUGGACUAAAAUUACAGUCUAGAGAUGAGCAGCAGUGUGGCGAGCCCCAUGGCAGGCGGCAGCGGUGGCGGCGUGGCGGGGAGAGGAAGCGGAAAGGCCACCAGCUUCAUCCCAGAGCUCCAGAGCAUGAUGUUUGCCCUCGGGGACUCCAGAAGGCCCCUCCAUGAGACUGCAGCGUUAGUGGAGGACAUCGUGCACACUCAGCUCAUCAACAUGCUUCAUCAGGCUGCUGAAGUUUCCCUCCUCAGAGGAGCAAGAGUCAUAUCAGCAGAGGACAUUCUCUUUCUCAUGAGAAAAGACAAGAAAAAAGUACGGAGGCUGCUGAGGUACAUGCAGUUCCGCGACUACAAAUCCAAAGUGAUGAAAACCGUUGAGGAUGAAGACCCAGCGGACCAAGACAAGUACAGCAGCAGCAACCUGAACAAGAGGAAGCGCUUGGCACAGGACUUCCUGGCCUCCAUCGACCAGACCGGGGAGUUUCUUGCCCUGCUAGAUGAGGAAGAGGUGGACGAUGUCAAGCAGGAGAGGAUGGAGAGAAUGGAGAGACAGAGCAGAAAUAUGGACAUGGCCCAGUACACUGAGUUCUGUGAAAGUCGACAGCUCAGCUUCUCCAAGAAGGCCUCUAAGUUUCGCGAGUGGCUGGACUGCAGCAGUCUGGAAGUGAAGCCCAACGUGGUGUCCAUGGAGAUCCUGUCCUACUUAGCCUACGAGACGGUUGCCCAGGUGGUUGACUUGGCUCUGCUGGUCAAGCAGGAUAUGACUCCGAAGGCCGGCGACCCCUUCAACCACGCCGUGUCGGCCACCUUCAUCCACUACCACAACUCUGCUGCCGAGGUGCACUCGGUGAAGAGAGAGACAGACUCUCCGGACAACACCCCGCCGUCCACCCCCAGCGGCCCGCUGACGGCCGCCCUGCAGGGCAAGCUCCCCUCGCUGGCCCACGGCAACGGGGCCCCGCAGGCCCAGAGCCAGAGCCAACAGGAGGCCAACAGCAAAGCCAAGCAGAGGAAGAGGAAGAAGAGUGCAGCAGCCUGUGGCGUGGAGGCCCAGAGCAGUGCCAUCCAGCCCGCCCACAUCAGAGAAGCCAUCAGGCGCUACAGCCACAAGAUUGGCCCGCUCUCCCCCUUCUCAAGUGCCUACCGCAGGAGUGGAAUGACUUUCCUGGCCUGCUAAACCUAGAGGAAGAAGCAGAAGAGGAGGAGAAGAAUGAAGACCUGGAGGAGCGGUGACCAUUGUCUGGCUGAACAUGUGUGUGUGUGUGUGUGUGUGUGUGUGUGUGUGUGUGUGUGUGUGUGUGUGUGUGUGUGUGUGUGUGUGUGUGUGUGUGUGUGUGUGUGUGUGUGUGUGUGUUUCUCUCUCUCUCUUUCUCUCUCUCUCUCUUUCUCUCUCUCUCUCUCUCUCUCUCUCUCUCUCUCUCUUUCUCUCUCUCUCUCUUGCUCGCUUUCUGCCUUUACAAUUUUUCGUUCCCCCUGGACAUCUCUCCUGUCACUAGCCGCUGUUUACGAGCUGUGGGCCUCCAUUCAGUUCAUUUAGGAAGGAAGUGUUGCAGGCCAGUAGGAUUUGCAGCAUCGGUAAUGGCAUGACAUUUUGUGUGUCCAAAAUACAGCUUGUUUUUGUUGUUCUUCCUGAAUGUCUAGUCAAGUCUUAGGUCCGUAUUUACUUUAAAACACCUUUUUUAUAAAUAGACUGUGGUCUUGGUAUUACCCGUUUUGUUAUGUUUAUGUUUAUUUUGGUUUUUUUGUUAUUAUUUUUGUUGUGAGUCAAAUGAUGGACAAACACAUGAUUGAACUGAAAUACUCUGAUUGUUUUGUGUUGAAAAGCCAAUUCAUAUUGUAAUAAAAGUAUUAGAUUUCCAUA